Molecule: messenger RNA, 672 nt
Organism: Dioszegia hungarica
Lineage: Eukaryota; Fungi; Basidiomycota; Tremellomycetes; Tremellales; Bulleribasidiaceae
Exons: 4
Coding region: 1-672 (223 amino acids)
Source: RefSeq, a predicted model, not a curated record
AUGGGCGAUCGCGACCUGUUCUUCGAGCGGGCAAGCAAGGAUGGAAAAGGCGGCGACUGGUGCAUUAUGGAGAAGAUUGAGGGCGAGCUCGAACCUGUUCCUGCCCAAUUCGUCCUCGCGAUGAAAUUGUCCGCCUACUUUCUCACCAUCGCCAACAAGUCAACCAUCAAGACUUACAACGUCAACGGCGGUCCUUGCCCCCUCAUGUCCGAUGAAUGCAAGGAGGCACUCGUCACCUUGAGCGAGGGCUUCAACAAGUUAGAUGUCGAACGGGACAUCAGGUUUAAACUCAUGUUCCCCCUCGUCGCGUUCAAGCACGAUGCGGAUCAGCAAGAUGUCAAUGCGGCAGGCUCCAAGGAACUGGUCUUCCCAGAGGUCUAUGAUGCGCGCGGCCAGGCCACCAUCAACGACGCCCCCAAGCUCGCCAAGUACAAGGACCUCGCCGGGAAUCCUGACGUGGCCAUCGUCUUCACUCCCAAGGUAUGGUCUCCGGGCGGCGGCAUCAACGCUUUCGUCGGGGGCCAGCGCGCCAAGAAGGACGAUGAUGGAAACCCCGUUGACAAGACCCAGUGGUCGGUGUCCUUGUCCUUCGUAUCCAUCACUCUCCUCGGUCACAGCGGUGGUGGUGUUCCGGACAUGGCUCAGACGCCUAAGAAGGCGAGAAGGGUUUGA